Molecule: messenger RNA, 1345 nt
Organism: Hibiscus syriacus
Lineage: Eukaryota; Viridiplantae; Streptophyta; Magnoliopsida; Malvales; Malvaceae
Product: WAT1-related protein At3g28050-like
Exons: 7
Coding region: 123-1202 (359 amino acids)
Cellular component (GO): plasma membrane
Molecular function (GO): transmembrane transporter activity
Source: RefSeq, a predicted model, not a curated record
UCGUCUACUCACCCCUCACAAAUAACACUACCUUACAACAAUUUUCAGCAAAACACUCUUUCUUUGAGAGGCUGUUGAUUUCCAGUGUUUGUUUCGAGAGAAAAUUGAGGGGAAAAAGAAAGAUGGUGUGGAGAUGGAGGUAUUGUUUCAGGGAUGUCCUGCCAUUCUCAGCCAUGUUGACAAUGGAGUGUAUAAACGUGGGUUUAAACACACUUUUCAAAGCGGCUACUUUGAGUGGCAUGAGUUACCAUGUUUUUGUUGUCUAUGCUUACGCCAUAGCUGCUCUUGUUCUCCUUCCUGCUCCUUUCUUUUCUUACAGAUCAAGAGUGCUCCCUCCACUGACCUUCCCUAUACUUUGCAAGAUUGGACUCCUUGGACUUAUAGGGAGUUCAUCUCAGAUCAUGGGGUAUACAGGCAUCAAUUACAGUUCUCCAACUCUAGCUUCUGCAAUUAGUAACCUCACACCAGCUUUCACCUUCAUCCUGGCAAUCAUUUUCAGAAUGGAGAAGCUAGCUUGGAAAAGGACAAGCAGUCAAGCUAAAGUCAUUGGCACCAUAAUAUCAAUUUUAGGUGCCUUUGUGGUGACUCUUUACGAGGGUCCAGCUAUAGUCAUUUCUUCAGCACCUUCAAUGUCUCUUCAACAACCCCUUAAUUCAUCGAACCCUAAUUGGAUCCUCGGCGGCCUUUUCCUCACCGCGGAGUAUAUUCUAGUACCUCUUUGGUACAUUGUUCAGACACAAAUCAUGAAGGAGUACCCGGACGAGAUGACUGUAGUUUGCUUUUAUAAUUUAUGUGUAAGUUUCAUAGCUGCAAUUGUUGGUUUAGCUACAGAGAGAGAUUCAAGUGCUUGGAGAUUAAGGCCAGAUAUCGCAUUAGUCUCUGUUGUUUGCUCGGGACUCUUUGGUUCUUGCUUGAACAAUACGGUCCAUACAUGGGCUCUGCGCUUGAAAGGACCUGUUUUCGUGGCGAUGUUUAAGCCAUUGUCUAUUGCGAUCGCUGUUGCCAUGGGUGUCAUGUUCCUAGGUGAUACACUCUAUCUUGGAAGUCUCAUCGGAGCAACAAUAAUAUCGAUCGGAUUUUACACGGUGAUGUGGGGGAAAGCGAAAGAAGAGAUGGGUGAAUGUGGGAAUGAAAGUAUCAUAGAUUCACCAUCUUCACACAAGGCCCCCCUGCUUCAAAGCUAUAAGAAUGAACAAGUGUAGAAAUCAUGUGGUUGUGAAUGCAAAAUAAAAUCAAAUGACCAUUAGGAGGUACUCAGGCUCGUUGUGAAAUCCAUAGUCCUACACAAGGAUUUCUGGUAUGAGGAUACUGAGGCUCAUUGUUAAUACAAAACAGAUUGCAUAAA